Molecule: messenger RNA, 1929 nt
Organism: Saccharomyces paradoxus
Lineage: Eukaryota; Fungi; Ascomycota; Saccharomycetes; Saccharomycetales; Saccharomycetaceae
Gene: SAC6
Product: fimbrin
Exons: 2
Coding region: 1-1929 (642 amino acids)
Biological process (GO): actin filament network formation; actin filament bundle assembly
Cellular component (GO): actin filament; actin filament bundle; cytoplasm
Molecular function (GO): actin filament binding
Source: RefSeq, a predicted model, not a curated record
AUGAAUAUCGUUAAAUUACAAAGAAAAUUUCCAAUUUUGACUCAAGAGGACCUUUUUUCCACAAUUGAAAAAUUCAGGGCCAUUGACCUAGAUGAUAAAGGAUGGGUUGAAAAACAGCAAGCUUUAGAGGCGGCGUCCAAAGACGGUGAUGCCACUUAUGACGAAGCAAGAGAAACCCUGAAACAUGUCGGUGUGGAUGCGUCAGGUCGUGUUGAACUGGACGAUUAUGUCGGUUUAGUCGCGAAAUUGAGAGAAUCUAAAACGGGAGCGGCUCCACAGACCACUUUCAAUGUCGCACCUAAUUCAGCCCCUAUUGCUUCCACUGCCGCCACUGGGCUGCAGCACAAGGGUAAGGGUACCCAAGCCAAGAUUAUUGUUGCUGGUUCCCAAACAGGUACUACACAUACCAUCAACGAAGAAGAAAGACGUGAAUUUACUAAACAUAUCAAUAGCGUUUUAGCAGGAGACCAAGAUAUUGGUGACCUGCUUCCAUUUCCUACUGACACUUUCCAAUUAUUUGAUGAAUGCAGGGAUGGGCUGGUGCUGUCUAAAUUGAUCAACGACUCUGUUCCAGAUACUAUCGAUACAAGAGUUUUGAACUGGCCUAAAAAGGGCAAGGAAUUGAAUAAUUUCCAAGCUAGUGAAAAUGCAAAUAUUGUUAUCAAUUCCGCAAAAGCCAUCGGUUGUGUCGUUGUUAAUGUUCAUUCAGAAGACAUCAUUGAAGGUAGGGAGCAUUUAAUUCUAGGUUUGAUUUGGCAAAUCAUUAGAAGAGGUUUGUUGAGCAAAAUCGACAUUAAGUUGCAUCCGGAAUUAUAUCGUCUGUUAGAGGAUGAUGAAACGCUGGAGCAAUUUUUAAGAUUACCUCCCGAACAAAUCUUAUUGCGUUGGUUCAACUAUCAUUUGAAACAGGCAAACUGGAACAGAAGAGUUACUAAUUUUUCAAAAGAUGUCUCUGAUGGUGAGAAUUACACCAUUUUAUUGAAUCAGUUGGACCCCACUUUGUGUUCCAAGGCACCAUUACAAACCACAGACCUAAUGGAGAGAGCUGAACAAGUUCUACAAAAUGCUGAAAAACUAGAUUGUAGAAAGUACUUAACUCCAAGUUCUUUAGUUGCCGGAAACCCCAAGUUAAACUUGGCCUUCGUGGCUCAUCUGUUUAAUACUCAUCCUGGUUUGGAACCUAUCCAGGAAGAGGAAAAACCUGAAAUUGAGGAAUUUGAUGCAGAAGGUGAAAGAGAGGCAAGAGUCUUUACUUUGUGGCUAAAUUCUCUUGACGUCGAUCCACCUGUCAUUUCGUUAUUUGAUGACUUGAAGGAUGGAUUGGUAUUAUUGCAAGCUUAUGAAAAGGUGAUGACCGGUGCGGUUGAUUUCAAACAUGUUAACAAAAGACCUGCUUCAGGUGCAGAGAUCUCCAGAUUCAAAGCCUUAGAAAACACCAACUAUGCAGUCGACUUGGGCAGAGCCAAAGGAUUUUCUUUAGUUGGUAUUGAAGGAUCUGAUAUUGUAGACGGUAAUAAAUUACUGACCUUAGGGCUAGUGUGGCAAUUGAUGCGUAGAAAUAUUUCGAUAACUAUGAAGACAUUAUCGUCGAGUGGCAGAGACAUGAGUGAUUCUCAAAUAUUAAAAUGGGCUCAAGACCAAGUAAUUAAAGGCGGUAAAAGCUCCACCAUUAGAUCAUUUAAAGAUCAAGCUUUAUCAAACGCCCACUUCUUAUUGGAUGUUUUGAAUGGUAUUGCACCAGGCUAUGUUGAUUAUGAUCUAGUCACCCCUGGUAACACGGAAGAAGAAAGGUACGCAAAUGCAAGAUUGGCUAUCUCCAUCGCCAGGAAGUUGGGUGCUCUGAUUUGGUUGGUGCCUGAAGAUAUCAACGAAGUUCGUGCAAGAUUAAUUAUUACUUUUAUUGCUUCGUUAAUGACUUUGAACAAAUGA